CCGAAAACAUCUGCUUUGACUUAUGACCCACUAGAUUUUCGUUGCGCGCCUCUCCCCUCGCAGCGAUCCAACCUCCGCCUUCAUGGCGGUUAGGUUUUUCCUUGUGUUUCUGAUACUGCUUUUCCACUCAACCAUAUCUUCUGCCGUAUACGAGGAUCAAGUAGGGCUUGCGGAUUGGCACCAAAGAUACAUAGGAAAAACAAAACAUGCUGUUUUCCAUAGUCAUAAAACAGGCAGAAAACGUGUAUUUGUUUCCACAGAAGAGAAUGUAAUUGCAUCUCUUGACCUCCGGACAGGAGAUAUAUUUUGGCGUCAUGUUCUUGGAGAAAAUGACCCUGUCAAUCAAGUUGAUAUUGCUCUUGGGAAAUAUAUUAUUACACUAUCAUCUGAAGGUAGUGUUUUGAGGGCCUGGAACCUUCCAGAUGGGCAGCUAAUUUGGGAAUCUGUCCUACAAUUCUCCGCACCUUCCAGUUCUUUGUUGCAUGUACCGACGAAAUUUGGCACUGAGAGAGAGAGCCUAAUUUUUGUUUUUGGAGGUGGAUGGCUUCAUGCGGUAUCAAGUAUUGAUGGCGUGAAAGUUUGGAAGAAAGAAUUAUAUAGAGAAAGAUUGGAAAUACAACAAGUUUUUCAGCAAGAUGACAGUGAAACCUUAUAUGCUGUAGGAUUCCUUGAUUCUUUACAGUUCGUUGCAUACCACAUAAAUACUAAAAAUGGGGAGGUUUUAAAGGAAAGCAAGAAAUCCCUCCCUAGUGGUUUUUAUGGGAGUAUGCUACUGGUUUCUCGGGACAUUUUGGUUGCAUUAGAUGCCAGCAGGUCAAUCGUAGUCUCAAUAAAAUUUUCCAGCGGUUCUGUUAGUUUCCAUCAGACAUAUAUUUCAGAUAUUGCUCCAGAAUUUUCUGGAAUAGCUGAAAUUGUGCCUACAAAACUUGCUGGCCUUUUUGCCUUGAGAACUGAUGCAGGCACUUUGUUAUUUAGAGUCAAUGGCAUAGGAAAUCUUGUGGUAGAAAAUAAAUUCAGCCAUCCGACUAUUUUUAGUGAUUCUCUGUCUAUCACAGAAGAACAUCAAGUGUUUUCAGUUGUGCAACAUUCGGAAACAAAAGUUCACAUUGCAGUGAAGUUUAUUAACGACUUAAUGAGUGACGUACUUGAAGAAAGUAUUGAACUGGAUCCACAGAAAGGAAGCGUGCAGAAAAUUUUCAUUAAUAAUUAUGUAAAAACAGACAGGUCCAAUGGAUUCAGGGUCCUUUUAGUGAUGGAAGAUCACUCCUUGCUUCUGGUUCAACAAGGCAAGAUUGUUUGGAGUAGGGAGGAUGGGCUGGCUUCAGUUGUAGAUUCAACAACAUUGGAACUGCCUGUUGAGAAGAUUGGCGUCUCAGUUGCAAAGGUGGAGCACAGCCUCUUUGAAUGGCUUAAGGGGCAUAUGCUGAAACUCAAAGGAACCCUCAUGCUUGCUACUUCUGAUGACCUUGCUGCUUUACAAGAGAUGAGAUUGAGAAGUUCGGAGAAAACUAAAAUGACAAGGGACCAUAAUGGAUUUAGGAAGUUAAUUAUUGUGCUUACUAAAGCUGGAAAGGUUUUUGCACUUCACACCGGAGAUGGUCGGGUUGUUUGGUCCCUUCUUCUUCCUUCACUUCGUACAAUAGGUGGUUGGGAACAUCCUUCUGCUCUAAAGCUAUCACAGUGGCAGGUUCCUCAUCAUCACGCAAUGGAUGAAAACCCUUCUGUUCUUGUGUUGGCCAAAUGUGAACCUGAUUCAGGUGUUUUCUCAAUAAUUGAUUCUUAUACUGGGAAGCUGAGAAGCUCUCAAAAGCUUCCUCAUUCCAUUUUUCAAGUCAUCCGGCUACCUCUUACAGACUCAACUGAGCAACAUCUCCAUCUUGUGAUAGAUUCAAAUUUUGAUGCACAUUUGUAUCCAAGAACAGCUGAAUCUAUUGACAUCUUUCUUUCUGAAAUUUCAAACAUUUACUGGUACUCAGUUGAUUCUAUUGAAGGCAUUAUGAGGGGUUAUUCUUUCAAUUCCAAAUGCAAAUCUGAUAUGGAAGAUCGAUACUGCUUUAAUACUAAAGAGUUGUGGUCAAUCAUCUUUCCAGCUCACUCUGAGAAGCUUGCGGUCAUUGCUACGAGAAAGAUGAACGAGGUGGUUCAUACACAAGCAAAGGUCAUAGCUGAUCAGGAUGUGAUGUAUAAGUACAUAUCAAGAAGUCUGCUCUUUGUUGCGACUGUUGCUCCAAAAGCUGCUGGCGAGAUUGGUUCGGUGACACCAGAAGAAGCUUGGUUAAUAGCAUACCUCAUUGAUGCUGUAACUGGACGCAUAUUACACCGUGUGAUUCAUCAGGGUGCACAAGGCCCUGUGAAUGCUGUGGUUAGUGAGAACUGGGUUGUAUACCACUACUUCAAUUUGAGAGCACACAGAUAUGAAAUGUCAGUUAUUGAAAUCUAUGAUCAGUCCCGAGCUGAUAACAAGGAUGUCUUGAAGCUUGUUCUGGGAAAUCAUAACUUGACGUCUCCUUUUUCUUUAUAUUCUCGGCCCGAGGUGAUGGUCAAAUCCCAGUCAUAUUUCUUUACCCAUUCUGUGAAAGUAAUGGCGGUAACUACAACAGCUAAGGGAAUAACUUCCAAGCAACUUCUCAUUGGAACUAUUACCGAUCAGGUAUUGGCUCUUGAUAAGCGCUAUCUUGAUCCAAGACGUACAGCAAACCCUACACCGUCCGAGAAGGAAGAGGGUAUUAUUCCACUUACAGAUUCUCUGCCAAUCAUACCUCAGUCUCAUGUGACACACUCGCUUCAAGUGGAAGGCAUUCGAGGCAUCGUAACGUUCCCCGCCAAAUUGGAAUCCAGCACCCUCGUCUUUGCCUAUGGAGUUGAUCUCUUCUUCUCCAGAAUCACUCCGUCGCGGUCUUACGACUCCCUUACAGAAGAUUUCAACUUCGCCCUCCUGCUCAUCACCAUUGUAGCCCUGCUGGCUGCUAUCUUGGUCACAUGGGUCCUCUCUGAGAAGAGAGAACUGAGGGAUAAAUGGAGGUAAGCGUUAUUUUCGCUCCAAAACCUUCAAAAGUUUUGUUCUCAACAUUUGUUUGAUACUGUUGUAAUUUAGUUUGUCUAAACUCUUACCAUAAAAUUUCUAUUUAUUUUUCAAUAAUUGCUUUUCCACUUGAA
Molecule: messenger RNA, 3156 nt
Organism: Phalaenopsis equestris
Lineage: Eukaryota; Viridiplantae; Streptophyta; Magnoliopsida; Asparagales; Orchidaceae
Product: ER membrane protein complex subunit 1
Exons: 12
Coding region: 83-3025 (980 amino acids)
Biological process (GO): protein folding in endoplasmic reticulum
Cellular component (GO): EMC complex
Molecular function (GO): protein binding
Source: RefSeq, a predicted model, not a curated record